Carcharodon carcharias (great white shark) is the source of this 2916-nucleotide messenger RNA. It is a transcript of the gene tmc2b, whose product is annotated as transmembrane channel-like 2b. Gene Ontology annotation, biological process: detection of mechanical stimulus involved in sensory perception of sound; vestibular reflex. Lineage: Eukaryota; Metazoa; Chordata; Chondrichthyes; Lamniformes; Lamnidae. Gene Ontology annotation, molecular function: mechanosensitive monoatomic ion channel activity. Bases 1 to 2916 code for a protein of 971 amino acids. Gene Ontology annotation, cellular component: plasma membrane. The record is from RefSeq and is a predicted model, not a curated record. The transcript has 20 exons.
AUGGAAAUGGGUCAGAAGAAGUGUGGGACUCAUUUGGACUCCCCACAGCAACCAUCGCUGAGGCUGCUUUUUGUUCUAAGGGAGAAAUCUGAUGAUUCUGCCAAAGUCUCCUCCAGUAUCAGAAGGAAGCGAGGUAUCGCAGGAGAGCAGAGGGCUGGAAGCCAAGCUAAAUUUACCUUUUGGUUCAUGGAUGCUGACCUGGAUCUGAUGCUGGAGGCCAUGAGGGAGGUGCUCUUCCUGCAACACAUCAAAAAAAAGCCUCUCAGUAACAUCAAAAUGUCAUUUGCAGUUGGAAUUGAGAUAGAUGCUGAUGAAGUGACUGAGACAGAAGAUGAUGAUGAUGAUGACAAAGAAGAAGACAUGCAACAACCAGUGAAGAAUAGAAAGCAACAAAAUACUAGAAAACCAUCUAAAGUAUCUGAGGAUGAAGAGGAUAGUUCGGAAGAAGAUGCUAAACUCAAACAAAGAAAUAAUAGAAGGAGACCUCGGGUUCAGGAUGGGAUAAGAAAGAGCAACAAAAAUAAUGAAGAUGAUGAAAGUGAAGAAGAAAACAAAGAAACAGCUAAAAAUUCAAGGACAAGAAAGAAAAAGAAUCGUGAAGUAGAGGAAAGUGAUGAUGACAGUGAACUAGAAGGACAAAAUAAGAAAAGGAUAAAGAACACAGUGCGUGACAAUAAUAAUAGAAGUAAUAGAAACAAUAAAAACAAAAAACAGAAGGAUGAAGAUAAUAAAAAGGAGAAACAAGCAAACAACAAGAAGGGUGGUAAAGGCAAUGGGAAGGACAAGCAGAAGAAAGGAAAAUCCUCCAGCUCAUCAUCAAAUUCAUCAGACAGCGAAGAUUCUUUGUCAGAGGGUGAACUUGCCAAGGUUUUGGAAGAAGUCGAAGAAAAGAAGAAGCUAAUAGUCAUUCUAAGGACCAAAGCCUGGUGUAUGAAAAGGAAACUUACAAAGUUAAAGGAAUCUCAGGAAUUUAUAGAGAAAUUUGAAGGUGCUCUGGGGAAGGGAAAAGGUAGAAAGUUUUACGCCUACAAAGUGAUGAUGACAAAGAAAUGGAUCAAAUUUAAAAGGGACUUUGAAAAUUUUAAGACUUCAUGCAUACCUUGGGAGAUGAAAAUAAAAGAAAUUGAGAGUCACUUUGGUUCUUCCGUAGCUUCGUAUUUCAUUUUCCUACGGUGGCUCUAUGGGAUUAAUCUGGUUCUUUUUAGUUUAACUUUUGGCUUGGUUGUCAUUCCAGAGGUGUUGAUGGGCCUUCCAUAUGGCAGCAUACCUCGGAAGACUGUGCCAAGGAAAGAACAGCCAACUGCUAUGGAUUUUUCAAUACUUUGGGAGUUUGGGGGAUACAUAAAGUACUCAGCUCUUUUCUAUGGAUAUUACAAUAAUGAACGAAUGAUUGGUGUUUUCAAGUAUAGGUUACCAUUGUCUUAUUUCAUGGUUGGUGUGGGCUCCUUUGGAUAUAGUCUCAUGGUUGUAAUUAGAACAAUGGCAAGAAAUGCAAGAGAAAGUGGAGUUGAUGGAGAUGAUGGAGAUUUCAACUUUAGCUGGAAAACGUUUACCAGUUGGGAUUACCUUAUUGGAAAUCCUGAAACAGCCGAUAACAAAUUUGCAUCUAUUACAACUAGCUUUAAGGAAUCCAUUGUGGAUGAGGAGGAAAACCAAAAAGAUGAAAAUAUUCACCUAAGGAGAUUUCUUAUUGUUUUAGCUAAUUUUCUUAUAUUUUGUUGUCUUGCUGGAAGUGGCUACCUCAUUUUUUAUGUUGUGAAAAAGUCCCAGACAUAUGCAUCAUUGGAAAAUCUAACAUGGUAUCAGAAAAAUGAGAUUGAUAUAGUCAUGGCACUGUUGGGAAUGUUUGUUCCUCCACUGUUUGAAACCAUUGCUGCUCUGGAAAAUUAUCAUCCCCGUAUUGCAUUGAAGUGGCAGCUGUGGCGAAUGUUUGCUCUUUUCCUUGGUAAUCUGUAUACAUUCCUCUUGGCUCUUAUCGAUCAAGUCAAUGUACAGUUGGCAGAGGAAGAAAGUAUUAAGAAUAAGACUUUAGCCAUGGCUAAUUCCUUCAAUUCAACUAAUUCAACCUCUGAAAGAAUUCCAGCAAUAGAUCCUGCAGAUUUUCCCAGAGGGCCUUGUUGGGAGACAGGUGUUGGAUUGGAAUUUACAAAGCUUACUAUUUCUGACAUUCUCGUAACUUACGGUAGUAUAUUGGUUGGAGAUUUUCUACGUGCUGUGUUUGUCAGAUUUAUUAACUACUGCUGGUGCUGGGAUCUAGAGUACGGAUUUCCUUCAUACACUGAGUUUGACAUCAGUGGAAAUGUUCUAGGACUUAUCUUCAAUCAAGGAAUGAUAUGGAUGGGCACUUUCUAUUCUCCUGGCUUAAUUGGCAUCAAUAUUCUCCGGCUGUUGACAUCCAUGUACUUUCAAUGCUGGGCUGUGAUGUGUUGCAAUGUCCCUCAGUCAAGAGUUUUCAAGGCUUCAGGAUCUAAUAAUUUUUAUAUGUCACUGUUACUGUUGAUAUUGUUCCUAAGUUUAUUGCCAGUAGUCUACACUAUAAUGACAUUUACUCCUUCGUUUGAUUGUGGGCCAUUCAGUGGAAAAACUAAAAUGUUUGAAGUUAUUAUGGAAACAAUCCAAUAUGAUUUCCCGGCAUUUAUUGGAAAGCUCCUCAGUUAUGCAUCAAAUCCAGGGCUGAUUCUUCCUGGAAUCUUACUCAUGGUUUUAGCCAUAUACUACCUCAAUGCCACUUCGAAAACAUAUCAACUUGCUAAUUUGGAGCUGAAAAAGAAGAUGCAGAUGCAACGUGAUGAACAAAAGAACAGAAGGAACAACAAAAAUAUUGCUAAUCCUAUGUUACAAGAUUUGGAAGAUCUUUUGCCAAAUAAUGUGAAUGCGAGCAAACCUGAAUUAGGCGACCUAAAAGUGCUUGACUGA